Messenger RNA from Silurus meridionalis, 3571 nucleotides. It is a transcript of the gene samtor, whose product is annotated as base methyltransferase of 25S rRNA 2 homolog. Lineage: Eukaryota; Metazoa; Chordata; Actinopteri; Siluriformes; Siluridae. Bases 245 to 1411 code for a protein of 388 amino acids. The record is from RefSeq and is a predicted model, not a curated record. The transcript has 5 exons. Gene Ontology annotation, biological process: negative regulation of TORC1 signaling.
UGUUUUUAGUCAAUUCAAUGCACUUAAAAUGACAUUUUCAGGAAAAUAUACUCCACACAAAGUGAAAUACGAUCGUGUUUGAGCUUAUCGAGUAUGUCCUGACAGAAACCUGGGAGAGUCAAAGCCAGGACUCUCGCGCGUUCAUGAACGCGCGUUCAGGUGGCGGGCACGGCGUCAGUGAUUCACGCGGUGUCGCUCGCUCGCACGCGCGCGCGCGCACGGAAACUCGGACAGCGUCUGUGCCAUGGAGCUCCAGCACAGCGUCGGUCCAGGGCCCGAGCACGGCCAGUUCCACCUCGCCGAGCAGAGAGAUGUGCUGUGUGAGCGGUACGAGCAGGAGAAGCUCUCCGGGGUUGUGAAACGCGUCCACCGGAAACUGCGGAGGAAAUAUAUUGAAGUGGGCGACUUUGAUAAGAUCUGGCGUGAGCACUGCGAGGACGAGCAGACGCUGAACGAAUAUGCCUUCGCCAUGAAGAGUCUCGCCGACAACCACUGGUCCAAGAAACGGGACGGGGAGGGACGAAUCGAGUGGUGCCGCAGUGUUUGUCAGGAGUACUUCAUGGAUGGUGGAAUGAAGAUGAUGUUUGAGAAGGAUAUGAAGGCUGUGAAACAUGCUGCAGCUGCAAGUGGGACUUCUUUAAAUCCAGACUCCUCUUCGCCCAGUUUAAGCUUACGAAAUGACAAGCUGCGACUUCUUGACGUGGGUAGUUGUUUCAAUCCUUUCUUGAAGUUUGAUGAGUUCCUCACAGUAGGUAUUGACAUAGUGCCUGCGGUUGAGAGCGUGUACAAGUGUGACUUCCUGAACCUGCAGCUCCAGCAGCCCUUGCAGCUGGCGACCGACGCGCUCAACGCGUUUUUGGGUCAGCUGCACGACCCUAUCGAGACGCUACCCGCGCAGCUCUUUCAUGUGGUGGUGUUCUCUUUAUUGCUUUCCUACUUCCCCUCACCGUACCAGCGCUGGCUGUGCUGCAAGAAAGCCCACGAGCUCCUCAUACUGCACGGUCUGCUCUUGAUCAUUACCCCCGACUCGUCACAUCAGGGCCGGCACGCACCGAUGAUGCGUAGCUGGCGAAUGGCCAUCGAGUCCCUCGGUUUCAAGCGCUACAAGUACGUCAAAUUCUCCCACAUGCAUAUGCUCGCCUUCCGCAAGGUCUCGAUCACCACCAGCAGCGACCUAGUGAGUCACAACUACCCCGAGAUGCUGUACAUCCCGCAGGACUUCAGCACGCUCGACGAAGAGGACACGUUCGGGGACUUGUGCCAGCCGGCGCGCUCUGAUUCCGAGGAUGAGCAGCUAGCACGAAGCUUCACCGAGCUCCCUGACGCGUGCUACGACUCCGACUCGGGCGAGAGUCAAAGCGGCUCGGCACCAUUCCACGAACUGGAGGAUCCCAUCCUACUGUACAGCUGAAGCCCAGGCUGGUUUGCCGAGCGUCGCUGCUUCACAGCGGUGUGGGCAAAUUAACACCUGGGUUUCAGAGAAGCUCCCAGCUCUUUUACUCCUGCUUCUUUUAUGUGAAACGAUGCAGUUUGCACAGUUUAUACAGACAAACAUGUCACGUGCCAUGGAAAGCCAGCAGGUCCCUUUUCUCCCACGAUGUUACGUGACACCACGAUAAUCAGGCUUCUGAUGUAUAUCAGUAUCUUCGACACGUGCUCGUGAAUGAAACACGUCGCUGGACACGGGAGAGACGCGGCGUAUGCUAAGUUUAUUGAGAACGAAUGUUUACACUUGGGUGGUGUGGCGCUUUUUUAAAAAUCGUUUUACACGUUUAAACAUACCGUGGCACGGGUUGUAGUUUAGCAGGUUGGUUUCGGCGAGGAAAUCGGCAGAGAGCUCAGGAUUCAUGCGCCGUUAUCCAGUGCUUCUUAAUCAUACGACACGAUUCAGAGAGAAUUUUUCAAGAAGAACUUUUAAAGCAACAAAUAUCUUUUUUUUGUAACGUAGACUUGCACAUCGCCGUCGGCUAAGAACGCAAUAGUUUUAACUUAGUUGUCAUGCAGAGUUUAUUAAGCGUCGUUUAGUCUCUGCGAUCGGCUUCGCUGCUGUAGAACGCACUCCGUCCUUGUAGAAAUUUUACACAAGCAUCUUUGAAGUGAAAUUUGUAGCAUUUUAUGGGUUGAACAACCCUGUAUUUCUUCUGUGACACAGAGCGUGUGUGUGUUUCUUACAGUUUGCUUUACACGGUAUGGUUUAAACAGUAGUUGUAGUCAGAAGAACAAUUUGCGAUUCGAUCAGAGGGGUUGGUUUUGGGGGUUUUUAAAGGGUGUUUAUAUGGUGGUUAUAUAUUUUUGUGAACGAAAGACUAAAGAGCAUAUUUUAGCUAUGAACUUGGUUUUGUGACGGGAAAAAAACGUAACCAGUAGACGUCUGCCUUUGAUGAAAUGCGUAUGUAGUUAAAAGAAAUGUCAUUGCUUUACUGAAGAUCAAACGGCUUGUGGUUUUUUUUUUUUUUUUUUUUUUUGGGUUAAGGUUGUCUGGUGGUCCAUAAAGAUUUUUAAACAUCUUCAGCCGUUAUUGACUGUAUAACAAAUUUACACGUUUAGCUCUUACAUGCAUAAAUUCCACAGGUCCGAUAAAUAAUUCAAACCUUCUAAAUUUCUCUUUUUGGCGAUUAACCUCAGUGAGGUUUCUCUCAUGUCAUGUUUAUAUGUACUAAGUGCUUUCCAUUCUCUUUGUAUUUCACUGUGAAAUGAGCGGUUUUCCUUCGCUGCAGGAGUUGCACUUGUUUAAGAACACUCUUUUUGGAGAGCUUUAAGACCUCCAAAACAAAAAUUAUUUCCCAAAGACUUUUAUUACACACCAAAGUUUAUUACAAAACACAUUACUAUUCUGGCUGUUUGUUUCCAUGACGAUCGGUACACAAGAGCACAUGGAUAUAAAAACGUCUUAAUAACCUAUCCAAAGUGAGUGAGUCUUAAAGCUUUGUAUGAGUGGUUGUAUAUACAAUUGCAGUCUGACACAUUUGAGAACACGAGUCACUUUUGAGGGUGCUAGAGAAGCUUUGAUUCUUAAUGAGGUUUUUCCCCUGUAAGUGUGUCUGUAGUGAAGGACCACACUGGAACACUGGUACUGUUUUUUUUUUUUUUUUUUUUACUACAGAACCUGUAAGGAAAAUUUGGUGCCUUUUAUCAUGAACUUUUUUUUUUCUUUUACAAAUAAAACAACUGGAUUAAAGAAGUAGAAUGUGGUUCGCUACAUGACGGUAGACAAAUCCUGAAAUUGUACAGAAGCCAAACUUUGAACCUUUAAUUAAAAAAAAAACGACUAGCUUUAAAGCAGAUGUGGUGAUAAUUAUCAUCACCACUGAAUACCGUCACUUUAAUUGCAUUAGCAAUAGUAUUAUUGAUUGAUGUGCUCUUAGUUGCUUAGAAUACUGGACAUUUUACAACUUUUUUGUGCUGUUGUGUGAAGUGGUACAUUGUCCUUUGCUCUAUGUGCAUGAAGAGUUUCUCUUUAGUGUUGGGUUAGUGUUGAGUGUUGGUUGUUUUUUUCUCUCCCCUGCAAUCCACUCCAUUAUAAGUGUGUUGCCCACACAUGCAAAAUGACAAUAAAAAAAGAUGAAAAUGA